AUGGCGACCACAAAUGCGACCACAUCGUCCAACUACUGGGACUUCAUCUUCACCGAGCUGGCCGAUCCGCGGACAAACCACUGGCCGCUGAUAUCGUCACCGGUGCCGGGUUUAACCAUCAUUGCCUGCUACCUGUACUUCGUGCUUAACUUUGGGCCCAAGUACAUGGCAAACCGAAAACCGUUCCAGAUGCAAAAGACCCUGGUCGUGUACAACUUCAUACAAGUUCUAGUCAGCAUAUAUCUGUUCGCUGAGGGUCUGGACGGUGCCUGGCUACGACACUACAGCUGGAGAUGUCAACCGGUGGACUUUAACGAUAAUCCCGUCGCCAUGAGGGUUGCCCGCGGCUGCUACGUGUACUUCCUGGCCAAAAUUUCCGAGCUGCUGGAUACGGUGUUCUUCACGCUACGGAAGAAAGACAACCAGAUCACCUUCCUGCACCUGUACCACCACACCGUCAUGCCAAUGAUCUCCUGGGGCGCUACCAAGUACUACCCCGGAGGACACGGCACAUUUAUUGGUGUGAUCAACUCUUUCGUACACAUUGUUAUGUACACGUACUACAUGAUGGCUGCGAUGGGACCUCAGUAUCAGAAGUAUCUCUGGUGGAAGAAGUACAUCACCAACCUGCAGAUGGUCCAGUUCGGUAUGGCAUUCGGUCACUCCGCUCAGCUGCUGUGGACCGACUGCGGCUACCCGCGCUGGUCCGUCUUCUUCACCCUGCCGAACGCGAUCUUCUUCUACAUGCUGUUCAAUGACUUCUACAAGAAGUCGUACGGUGCGAAAAAGUCCGCCGGAAAAGUCACUGCCACCGAUGGUACCGCCAAACCGCCGAUCGAAAACAAUAACUCGCCAAAGGUCGCCAGCAAGGAGCUGUGAGAAAUGUGUCACCAGCGGUCCAACGCCACCGAUCCUACCAGUCUUCAAACGUAACACACGUUAACACCCAGCAAACCAAUAGAUAUCAAACGGCGCCAUCACGUCGGGUGCUGCCGGGCCCCCUAUUCCUAUGCCGCAAAACCACCAUCUCGACCACCACCGCCACCACCACUCCAGUACCAGUGGACGGGACCGUGUUCCGUUUUCUCGACGUACCUUGAAUGUACCAUGAUAGCUAGUUGCGUGCUAGUUGCCCGAUUGCCUUCCGCCGCUCUCGUGGCAAGCCCACAAGGAAUGGAAGUCCCGAAGCUCAAUGGGGACAGGCCGCAAUGGGGG
Anopheles moucheti is the source of this 1215-nucleotide messenger RNA. It is a transcript of the gene sit, whose product is annotated as elongation of very long chain fatty acids protein AAEL008004. The record is from RefSeq and is a predicted model, not a curated record. Gene Ontology annotation, molecular function: fatty acid elongase activity. Gene Ontology annotation, cellular component: endoplasmic reticulum membrane. Bases 1 to 879 code for a protein of 292 amino acids. The transcript has 6 exons. NCBI's taxonomy places the organism in Eukaryota, Metazoa, Arthropoda, Insecta, Diptera, Culicidae. Gene Ontology annotation, biological process: fatty acid elongation, saturated fatty acid; fatty acid elongation, polyunsaturated fatty acid; sphingolipid biosynthetic process.